CUAUUUAGGGUUAUCUUCUUUUUUUUCCAAGACUGUUUUCUCCUUUUAUUGGAAGCACAGUUUCAAGAUAUUUUCACUCCAUCUAAAGAAAAGUAUAAACUAAUUUCUGACAGCGGGGGGCAGCAUGACGCUUCUCAGCCUGCAGUCUACUGAAAUCCAUCAGAAGCAGCAGCAGCAGAGAUAUUUGCGGAAUAAAAUCCACUGGAUGAGAGAAAAACAACAGAGCAAAGAUGAACCGACACCGUAAACUGAUGGAUGUGUUUUCACAACCUGCACUGAAGCUGAGAGGAGCAGCUUCACCUUCAGAUGUCCGAAAAGUGAUUGUCGGUGAAGACGAGCAGGCGGAGUGCAGCUCCGAUCUGGACCAGGAGGACCCAGACCCCCCACAGAUUAAAGAGGAACAGGAGGAACUCUGGGUCAGUCAGGAGGGAGAGCAGCUUCAACGGCUGGAGGAGGCUGAUAUCACAGACUUCAUAUUCAGUCCUGUCCCCGUGAAGAGUGAAGAUGAUGAAGAGAAACCUCAGUCCUCACAGCUUCAUCAAAGACAAACUGAGGAGAUGAAAACAGAAGCUGAUGGAGAGGACUGUGGAGGAUCAGAACCAGCUAAGAAUUCUCAUCCAGAAAGACAUUUACUUCAAGCUACUGAUAAUAAGACUUUGGACUCUUCUGAAACUGAGGCUGAAGAUGGUGAUGAUGAUUGGAUGGAGACCAGGCAACCUCAAUCAGGUUUAGAUUCUGUGAAAAAUAACAAAGUCUCUGCAAAUGAUGUGAGACAUAAUACUGGUUGGAAAUCAUUCUGCUGCUCUGGGUGUGGGAAAAGAUUUGGCUGCAAAGGAGGCCUGAAGAGACACAUGCAAAUACACACAGGAGAGAAACAGUUCAGUUGCCCAGUUUGUGGUAAAACAUUUACAUACAAGGCAAAUAUGACACAGCACAUGGCCGUCCACACGGGGGAGAAACGAUAUAGUUGCAGUUUUUGUGACAAAAGAUUUGCCUGGUCUAUACAAGUCAAAACUCAUCGUUGUGUUAGUGUGUCCUCACAGGUGAAUGAAGGGAAUUUGUUUAGCUGCUCUGAAUGUGGUAAGAUAUUUCGCCACGACACGAACCUGAAGGCACACAUGAGACUCCACACAGGAGAGAAACCAUUCAGCUGCUCAUUUUGUAACAAAAGGUUCAUUUGGCAUCAUCAGCUCCAAACUCAUAAGUGUGUCAGUUUUCAGCCCUCACAGCUUCAUCAAAGACAAACUGAACAGAUGGAAACAGAAGGUGAUGGAGAGGACUGUGGAGGAUCAGAACCAGCCAGAAACUCACAUCCAGAUAAACAUUUACAACCUCAUACUGAUGACAAGACUUCAGACUGUUCUGAACCUGAGAUGGAAGACAAUGAUGAUGAUUACAAGAAGACCAGAGAACUUCACUCUGGCUUAAACUCUGAGAAAAACAAAGUCCCUGCAAGCGAUAUUAGAUGUAAUAUUGCUGAGAAACCAUUUAGCUGCUCACUGUGUGGUAAAAGAUUUGAUCACAGGGACUAUCUGAAUGCACAUGUGAGAAUUCAUGCAGAAGAGAAACCAUUUCACUGCUCCUUUUGUGGUGAGAGAUUCCCUCGAAAGGCAACCCUAAUUAGUCACUUAAGUGUUCAUACGGGAGAUAAGUCUUUCAGCUGUUCAGUUUGUAAGAAACGUUUUAGUUAUAGAGUAAAUGUUUGGAGUCACAUGAGGAACCACGCAUGGAAAAAACGAUUCAAUUCCAAACUGACUAAAGUCAGAGAUGAUGAUUGUCAAGCAGGCAGGGAAUCUCCAUCAGGUUUAAUCUCUCCAGAACAUAAUGAAGUCCCUGUAAGUGAUAUUGGAUGUAAUACUGCUGAGAAACCAUUUAGCUGCUCUGAUUGUGGGAAAAGAUUUGGCCGCAAAGCACUUCUAAAGUCACACCUGAGAAUUCACACUGGAGAAAAACCGUUUAGUUGUUCCGUGUGCGGUAAAAGAUUUGCACAUAGGACUAAUAUGACACAACACAUGGCGUACCACACAGGAGAGAAACGAUACUGCUGUCGUGUUUGUGACCAAAGAUUUAUCUGGUAUAGUCAGGUCAAAAACCAUAAGUGUGUGGGUGGGUCCUCACAUUAUCAAAGACAAACCGAGGAGAACAGAGAGUCAGAGCUUCAAGGGCUGGAGGAGGUCGAUAUCAUCAAGUUCACAUUCUCUCCUGUCCCUGUGAAGAGUGAAGAUGAUGAAGAGAAACCUCAGUCCUCACAGCUUCAUCAAAGCCACACCGAACAGGUGAAAACAGAAGCUGAUGGAGUGGAUCCAAAUAGACAUUUACAACCAGAUACUGAUGUCAAGACUGAAGACUGUCCUGACUUUAAGGUGGAAAUCAGUGACAAUGACAAGAAAGAGACAGGCGGGGAACCUCAGUCAGGUUUAAACCGGCCUAAAAAUUAUAAAGACCCUGCGAGUACAACGGUAUGUAAUAACAAUGAGAGACAGUUUAGUUGCUCUGAGUGUGGGAAAAGAUUUGGUUGCAAUGGGAAUCUGAGUAGACACAUGAGAACUCAUACAGGAGAGAAACCAUUCAUUUGUUCCGUAUGUGGUAGAGGCUUCGCUGACAAGGCAACUCUGAUGAAACACAUGAGAACUCACACAGGAGAGAAACCAUUCAGUUGUUUGGUUUGUGGUAAAAGAUUUUCACAUAGAGUAAGUCUAAAACCGCAUAUGUUACACCACGCGAGGAAGAAACAAUUGGGCGAUGAGACUUCUCAGCUGAUCAGAGUGGAAACAUUCAGCUGCCCUGAGUGCGGUAAAACGUUUGUUCGCAAAGACACUCUACAGGAACACGUGAGAACUCACACGGGAGAGAAACCGUUCAGCUGCUCUGAAUGCGGCAAAACAUUUUGCCGUAAGACAAAUCUGAGGGCACACAUGAGGAUCCACACGGGAGAGAAACGAUUCAGCUGCAGGUCUUGUCACCAAAGAUUCACGUGGCAUCAUCAGCUCAAAAGCCAUCAGUGUGUUGGUAGUGGAGGUCCAGUCAGAAACAGAUUACUGAUGCCACGGCCACACAGUGAUGAAGUAGUUCUGUUGGUAUACUUGUAGGGCUGCUACCAAGCGGCAACCUCCGGGGCUGUAAAAUGAAGCCAUAAACUGCAGUUCCUUGAAUGGCCACUUG
This is a messenger RNA of Thunnus maccoyii (southern bluefin tuna), 3162 nucleotides long. RefSeq names its product zinc finger protein 665-like. The record is from RefSeq and is a predicted model, not a curated record. Lineage: Eukaryota; Metazoa; Chordata; Actinopteri; Scombriformes; Scombridae. Gene Ontology annotation, cellular component: nucleus. The transcript is spliced from 2 exons. Bases 231 to 3089 code for a protein of 952 amino acids. Gene Ontology annotation, molecular function: RNA polymerase II transcription regulatory region sequence-specific DNA binding; DNA-binding transcription factor activity, RNA polymerase II-specific. Gene Ontology annotation, biological process: regulation of transcription by RNA polymerase II.